AUGUUCUUCAAGAAAUCAAUAAGAACUAUUCAGCGCAUUUGGAAACAAUGUCAAUCAUCAGUUGAUAAUGGUAUGUCAUCGUUAGAUGUGUCUUUAAUACUUACAGUAAAGUUGGAAGAAAAUGGAUUGGAGUCGACAUUAAUCAAGUCAAAGAAAUUCCACUUUCUGGUCGAUCAAAAUAUUCGAACUCUGGCUUUUGCGAUGAACAUGGCAAAAUCAACCAUCUUUCAGCGUGUGAAAGAUGGAACUCAUCGGCCACAUUCUAAUUGCAUCAAGCCUCAGUUAACCGAAGGAAACAAAAACGUACGACUUCAAUGCUGCCUCUCAAUGAUUGAUCAGAAUAGAAUAAACAUAAAUCCCAUGUUUAUGAAUAUGUUUAAUUAUGUUCAUAUCGACGAAAAGUGGUUUUUUUUGUCCAAAAAAGUUGAAAGGUACUACCUGCUUCCUGGAGAGCAUGAGCCAGAUUCGUAUCAUUCUUACAAAAGUAAAAAUUUUAUUCCAAAGGUUAUGUUUAUGGCUGCUGUAGCACGUACUCGAUUUGAUGAAAAUGGAAUUGAGUUGUUUUCUAGAAAAAUAGGUAUUUUUUCGUUUGUAGUUAAGGAACCAGCUAAGCGGAAUAGCAAAAAUCGAACAGCAGGAACUAUGGAAACAAAGCCCAUUCAGUCAGUAACUACAGAUAUCACUAGAGCUUGCUUGAUAGAGAAAAUUCUUCCUGCUAUUAUAGCAAAAUGGACAGCUUCUGAUUCAAAUAAUCCUAUCUUUUUACAACAAGAUAAUGCAAGGCCACAUAUUGGUUACAAUGAUUUGGAAUUUAUUGAAUCUGGCCGACAAGAUGGAUUUGACAUUUGA
Capsicum annuum is the source of this 849-nucleotide messenger RNA. RefSeq lists its product as uncharacterized. NCBI's taxonomy places the organism in Eukaryota, Viridiplantae, Streptophyta, Magnoliopsida, Solanales, Solanaceae. Gene Ontology annotation, molecular function: nucleic acid binding. The record is from RefSeq and is a predicted model, not a curated record. The transcript has a single exon. The coding region runs from base 1 to 849 and encodes 282 amino acids.